UGGCGUUACAAGCGCCGUGCUCUACCAGCUGAGCUACAGAGGACCACAUACCACCCGUAUAUCCAGUUAUCAUUUAUGUUCAGACAUAAUUUACCCGUAUGUUCAGACAUCAUUUACCCGUAUAUUGAGAGGCGUACCAGUCUGCUGCUCCCUCCCUCUGCUGAGACGGACCAUCAGCCCAUUAAAAUAAAAAGCUAAUUAUUUAAAUAUAUGCGUACUCAGCUGUGCCUCACAAGUGAUCUAUUACUGGUGUGAUCAUAAAGCCUACCUCAAUUUUGUAAAAAUUUAAUUUGAAAAAAUGGUCCGAACAACAAUGCAUUGGCAGGGCAAUUCUAGCAAAGUCAAUAUGCAGUGACAAUGCAUUGGCCUAUAGCUUACUGCACAAACCUAAUUGCUACAGUACUGUUUUUAAUAGGUUAAUGUUGCAUAGGCUUAACGUUUUUUAAGUCGUAUAAAAACAAAUCUGAGUUGUAGAUCUCGGCUUGCAUUUUGACUCAGAAAGUGACCGUGACUCAGAAAAGGUCUUAUUAAACACACCAGGCAACUGUGACGCAGUAGAUCAUUGUUCUUUAAUCCAUGUAAAGGAUUUCUGAUUUGCUGCUGCUCAUGGAAAUAAUGUCCACGCUCACUUUUAAAACAUUCUAUAUGUUACAUGUUUUAUGCCCACUCUCAUUUUCACUGUUUCUAAACAGGUCAAGUUCCAGAGAAGAGAGAGGAAGUUGACAUUUCUAACUUAUUUCAAUCGUAUUCAUUCUGCUUAUUCUCCUUUAUAGUUACAGUAUCGUAGUGCUACUGAUGUGUCACAAUGUUGACCAGGAACCAAUCCACACACGGGGGAAACCAUGCGUAGGGAGCCACAGGUUGAGCCACUCCCAGAGUAUACAGAUUGUGUGUAUACGCCAUGUCCAUAGACCGUGCCCACUAAAGUCAACGAUUACACCUCUCCUUCUAAAACGGAGGCGUGCGUCAUUUACUUGAGGUGAGGUCGGGGUGAGACACAUUCAGUUGAGCAGCCGUCUCCUUAGCUGUGGCCUCCAUUGAUACUAAUAUCAGAUAGAGAAUACUAACAACACAUCAUAGGAAGAGAAUACCAGACUAGUAAUGGCUGCUGUUCGCUUGUCCAGGUCUCAGAGAGUCGUCAGGAACUUGUCUCUGAUCCUAUUGAGUGGAUCAGUCUCUCUGGUCCUGUGGAUGGCUCCCAGACGCCUGCCCUGCUCUGACAGGGGUCCUCUCCUCCCCCCGGACCUCCUCCCCCCGGACUACGCUGCCGACCUGCCGGCCUGCUCAGCCAUCAUCCGAGGAGACAUGGAGGGUCUGGAGAGUGAGCAGCUCGGCCUCAUGCUGAAGACCAAGAAGAAGCAGCAGCUGCUGCCAGAGGCGUUCUACCACAACGUGACUCAGGACUGUCAGAGGUACGUUUCAGACAGAGGGUUCAUCACCGUGCCUCUGAGCCAGGAGGAGGAGGAGUUCCCCAUCGCCUACUCCAUGGUCGUCCACGAGAAGAUCGAGAUGUUUGAGAGGCUCCUGCGUGCCGUGUACACGCCUCAGAACGUCUACUGCGUCCACGUCGACCAGAAGUCAUCCGAGGACUUCAGGAGUGCAGUGAGGGCUAUCGUGUCCUGCCUGCCCAAUGUGUUUGUGGCCAGUAAGACAGAGAGCGUGGUCUACGCCUCCUGGUCCAGAGUGCAGGCUGAUCUGAACUGUAUGGAGGACCUGCUGAAGUCACCGGUCCAGUGGAGGUACCUGCUCAACACCUGUGGAACCGACUUCCCCAUUAAGACCAAUGCUGAGAUGGUUCAGGCCCUCAAGCUGCUGAACGGGAAGAACAGCAUGGAGUCAGAGGUCACCAACAACAAUAAGAAGGGCAGAUGGCAGUUUCACCACAACGUCACCAACACAGUGGUCAGGACAGCGGUUAAGAAGACCCCUCCACCAAUCAACACCCCCAUGUUCUCUGGCAACGCCUACUUCGUGGUCUCCAGGGCCUUCGUCCGUCACGUGACGGAGAGUCAGGAGGUCCGGGUUCUGCUGGAGUGGGAGAAGGACACCUAUAGUCCUGAUGAACACCUGUGGGCCACCUUGCAGCGCAUGCCCUCUGUCCCAGGCUCCUACCCCCCCAACAGUAAGUACCAGCAGUCUGAUAUGAACUCCAUGGCCAGAGUGGUGAGAUGGAGCUACCUGGCUGGGGAUGUGAGGAGCGGAGCCCCCUACCCCCACUGCUCCGGGACCUACAGGAGGGCUGUGUGUGUCUAUGGGGCUGGUGACCUGCAGUGGCUCCUAAACCAACACCAUCUCAUCGCUAACAAGUUUGACCCCGAGGUGGAUGACGUGGCGAUCAGGUGUCUGGAGUCGUACCUUCGCUUCAAAGCAACAUACCGUGUAUCAGUAAGGACAGUGGAAUCUGGGAAUAUCUUACAAAAACUAUGAAAGGUUGUAAAAAAUA
Molecule: messenger RNA, 2443 nt
Organism: Coregonus clupeaformis (lake whitefish)
Lineage: Eukaryota; Metazoa; Chordata; Actinopteri; Salmoniformes; Salmonidae
Gene: gcnt3
Product: glucosaminyl (N-acetyl) transferase 3, mucin type
Exons: 1
Coding region: 1102-2427 (441 amino acids)
Cellular component (GO): membrane
Molecular function (GO): acetylglucosaminyltransferase activity
Source: RefSeq, a predicted model, not a curated record